AUGAGCACGAGGCAACUAAUACAAAAACACACUGCGCUACAACAACAGACCUAUUUACCUCAAACAUCUUUGCUGAAAAUCGAACCAUUUGUUCCUAGUUUUAAUCAAAGGUUACGCCGGCGUCCUAUUGGUCGCUCUUACAGCACCCUAAGCCACAAUGUCAUACACAAGCGUAGCGCCAGUCCAGCCCCGACUCCAGGUCUGGCCCAGGAGCUGGUGGUGGGCUCUGUGCUGGAAUGUUCGCCCACUCCUCAGCCACAGCAGCAGCAGCAGCAGCAACAACAACAACAACAGCAACUGAGGCGAAGUUAUGCUGCAGCCGCCCAGUUACGACAGCAACGUCUACCUCCGCGCACCCGCCCUGCCAUCAUCACACGUCAGCGCUCAAAAUCCACAAGUUCGUCGGCUACAUCCAAUUCCUGUCGCCCACAAACUGCUGCAGCUGUCACAUCCAAUGGGGGGCCGCCCACGCCGGCCACUUGUGUGGGAAGUACAGGUGGGACGUUGGUAAGUGGGGCGAUUGUCACGCCCCAAGCAAACGGGAUUUGUCGCAUACAACGUCUGAUCAAGGAACGCGAGGAGCUUCCUGAUCGCAUUAAUUACGACCGGAGGGGACUAACAGCCAUUCCCAUAUUCGAGCAGGAGCCAAAUUUACGUCUCUUAUCUCUACAACAUAAUCUCAUUAAUAUCUUUCACAUACCCAAGGAGUUGCCACCGCCACCGGCGCCACCACCACAGCGUCCAGUUUCCACGAACAGCAAUAUUGAGAGCAACAGCAACAGUAAUGGCAGAAAUCAUGCGGAUCACAAUGACCACCAGCGAGGAUCGACUUCGAAUGGCCGCCUGACACGUGCCACCUCCCAAUGUCACAACAACAACAAUGGCAGUCGACUCUCACCCAAGUCCAACAGCCCCAUUGCUAGUCCCUUCACCACUCAAUCCCUGGCCAUUAAUGGUGGCAGUUCCAGUCGUCCCAAGCUGAUGAAACGUAGUAGCCUGCUGCAGAGAGGCUAUAACUUUACCCAAGCACAGCUGACGCCUUCUGCCCCGAAUCAGCUACGCAUGCGCAUUGGCCUCGAGAAAUCCAGGAGCUUCGUUUCCAAUUACGGCCCGGCCCCUCGUAGCCUCAUGGCCAUGAAGCAACAGCAUCAGUUAAUGCAACGACGCGCCCUUCUAAAGGCCACCGCUGGAGUGGCGGCCAUCAACUUACAGAGCUGCGAUUCCAGUGCCGAUUCCGUGGCCAGUCAUAUGUACAAUGAAAUGGGCGGGGGAGGCGAGGAGGAGGAGGAGCCACCAUCUGUGGGAAGUCAACUUGAACAGCUAAGCAUUAAGAACAAGCAGCUGAGCCUAAGUGCUUGCUAUGGCAACAUUUUCCAGCACCUCGUCUUUCUCGAUCUCUACGACAAUCAGAUUGAACGAAUUGCCAACCUGGAUGGAUUGCCUUCACUGACAGUUUUGCUGCUCGGAAAGAACCGUAUAACAGAUAUUGGUGGUCUGAACUCGUUGCGGGGCACAUUACGUGUCCUCGAUCUCCAUGGGAACAAGCUGACCAGUAUUAGCAAUCGCAUCAAUUGCCUGCAUCAGCUUAAGUCCCUCAAUCUAGCGGGCAAUCAAAUACGGCAAAUCAAUCAGCAGGACUUCAACGGAUUGCGCUGCCUCAAGGAACUGAAUCUCAAGCGCAACAAAAUCAAGCGCAUCAAUGGCUUUCAGCACUUGGUUGCACUGGAGCGUCUCUGGCUGUGUCAUAACGAGCUGCACAAGGUCGACGACAUGGCAAGCAUUGCUAGGGCCAGCAAGUUGCUUGAGGUGACUAUCGAGAACAACCCGGUCUCGCUGGCCGGCGACUGCGUGUCCUUUCUGGUUAGUUACCUGCCGCUUCUGCAGUCGCUCAGUCAGAUGCCGAUUACGGAUCAAGUGCGUCGAGCGGCUUUAAGUUGGCGACAGCAUAAGGAGCACGCCGAAGCACAGUCGGUGCAUGGGACAUCAGAGGCGUAUCACAGCAUUCGGCGUGAGGAGGUCAUCUCGAACGCGCGCACCAAUUGGGAGCUGCUAAGAUCACAGCAGUCGGUGCAGUCAGCGAUACAACGUGGCACAAUGCGCAGUCCAAAGAAACUAAAAAGCGAACUGGCCAAGAUUAACGAGUCUAAUGAGGGAGCAGGCAGCAACAGCGAUGAGCAAACAACGACGAGCGCGACGGUAGAGCAAUCGCACAAUGGUGAACUCCAUGCCUUCACCAAACUCCCACCCAUAGCCACCAAGAAACCUGAUGAAGAUGCCUCUUCCGACGCAUCAAGUUUGGGGCCCAAUGUGGACUCUUGUUCCAGCUGUUACAGCACAGACAACGAAGACGCCUCCGUCAGCAUAGCAGGCAAGCGUAGCUCAGCCAAGCAGUCGCCGCACAUAGAUGAGAAUUCCAACAAAUUGAUGGCAGAGGCAACACCGGAGGCUCAAUUGGAUCCACAGCUAACAGUUGCAAUUCCUAGCCCUUCACCACCCGCCUUAACACUGACGCCUCCAGCAGCUGGGCAGCAACUCGAGCAGCCGAGCACGCCAACGAAACCAAUUACGACAUCGCCAACGUCGCCUGCAGUGACGCCCACGGCUACUCUGAUGCUGCCCCUGCCCUCUGCCCCGGGCAGUGCACGGCCAUCGAGCAGCAAAAAUCGCGGUGCCCGGUCUGGCUCGAAUGCACCUAUCACACAAAUGGGAUUGCACUUGAAUAGCGGGAGCAAGACCGGUACCGUCUGCAGGCGCUAUAUGCCGGGCAGUUUGGUGCGCUCACAAACAGUUGUGGGAGGCGGCGGCGGGAGCAGCAAUAACAGCAACAGCAGCUCCAAUAGUGGACGGGGCAACAAACAAGCCUCCAAUCACUCCUCAAAUAAUGUUGUUUCGCAAGCGACGCCGCAAACUGUCUCUACUAAUAAUGGGCCAUCUACGAACUCAAGUUCCUCCAAUGGCGUGCAAGCUAAGACGUCAGCUGGAGGGAGUGCGGGCGUAGGUAGUGCAGGCUCCGCGCAGUCCACAGCCAGUGCCGCCAUCAGUGUGACCAAAAGCAGUGCAGCUGAACGUGAGCGGGAACAGGGAGGUGAUUAUCUCAUUGAGAUCUGUGGCCGCUACCUGAACAUCUAUGGUCAAGGCGCCCUGCGCUUUAUUGAUAAGCAAUGGAAUCCCGCCAAGGCCAAUGAUGUACACACACUGAACUUCAGUUACAUUAACUUCAACAACAUUGUGGGUGUCCUGGGGAGGAUAAAGGUCCGUUUUCCGCAUGCUGAAAAUUUUGUUUUUCGCGAGACAAACAUCAGUUGUCUGGGCCAGUUAAAUGCGUUCGCAGAACUGCAAGGGAUUAGCACACUACUGAUCGAUAAGGAGGGGAAUGCCAUUACCACAAAAGAACUUUGGCGUCCCUAUGCUAUCUAUCGCCUUUCACACUGGGGUCUCAAGCAGCUCAAUGGUCAAGACGUUGCAGAGGCGGAAGUGGAGGCUGCCAAUACCAUGUACGCCGGGCUUUCGGACCUGGUACUCUGGUCCAUGCCGGAAGUAAUGUUGCAGCCGCUGCUGGCACGUCUGCGUCUGGAUGAAACCUGCACAGCCAGCAAGAUGUCACCGAAGGAGUGGCUUCAACGGCCAGACAACAAAUCGCUGCGCCUUGUCGUGGGCAAAGAAGCUUUGCAAUGGAAGAAAACAACGGCCACCAACCAGCAGCAAUUACACUUAGCUCCUGAUGGCGGUGCCACAUCCCUAGCGCCUAGUGCAGCGCUCAGCGCACGUGAUCGUGGUCGCCAACAUUUCUCAUUGAUGCUAGAGAACACUUGCAAUGCCGUCGAAAAGCUUCACAAGCUGGAGACUUUGUGGCCCAGCAUGCUGUUGGAUAUUGUGCGGAAUACGCUACUGGAUUAUACCCAACUGGAAGUCUACUUGCGUAACCUGAUGUGUGAGCUUAUGAAUUGA
Scaptodrosophila lebanonensis is the source of this 3948-nucleotide messenger RNA. RefSeq lists its product as uncharacterized. The coding region runs from base 1 to 3948 and encodes 1315 amino acids. The record is from RefSeq and is a predicted model, not a curated record. Lineage: Eukaryota; Metazoa; Arthropoda; Insecta; Diptera; Drosophilidae. Gene Ontology annotation, molecular function: protein binding. The transcript is spliced from 2 exons.